UUCGCACCAAACAUAAUUAGGCUUGAAAGCCAAGAAGCUCAAAACAUAAAAUAUUGAGUUUAAUCAUCUAUAAACAAUGGCUAUCCACAAUCAAUCAGGAUAUCAAACAAAUUACACAUUCCUACCAAGCAACUCUUUAAUUCUAGUUUAUAUACAUUAUCAUGGCAAUGUCUGUGACUAGAACAAAACGAGACUUAGUUAAACCUGCCAAGGAGACCCCAUUCGUCACACUUGACAUGUCAGUAAUCGACAAUUUACCUGUUCUAAAAUGCAAUGUUAGAACCUUGCAUGUGUUUAGACAUGGUCCUAAAGCAGCAAGGGUCAUAAGAGAAGCAUUGUCCUUAGCACUCGUUCCCUACUACCCCCUUGCAGGACGACUCAAAGAGUCUAAUCCGCAGUGUCUCCAAAUCAAAUGCUCGGGUGAUGGUGUUUGGUACGUUGAGGCAUCAACUAAUUGCACACUUGACUCUGUCAAUUUCUUUGAUGACAUGGAGUCUAUUCCAUAUGGUAGUCUUUUUCCAGAUAAUGUUCACGAGAUCGAAUACAUCGACCCCCUUGUGCAAAUGCAGGUGACUCAAUUUGGAUGUGGAGGUUUUGUGAUAGGCCUGGUAUUCAGCCAUAGCAUAUGUGAUGGCCUUGGUGCUGCACAAUUUCUAAAUGCGGUCGGGGAGCUAGCUAGAGGACUUGACAAACCCACCAUCGAACCAGUGUGGCACAGGAACUUUUUUCCCUCUCAAGCACCUGCAUUGCCAAAACUACCUCUUACACCUCAAUUGCCAUGCUACAAGCUAGAGCAUUCCAACAUAGACAUACCCGCGGAACAAAUAAACCGGCUGAAGAGGGAGUUUCAACAAGUUACUGGACAAAGUUGUUCUACCUUCGAAAUUGUUGCUGCAUUGUUUUGGAGCAGCAGAACAAGAGCCAUUAAUUUUGAUCCCAAUACCCAAGUGAAGCUCGUGUUCUUUGCAAAUUGUUGAUACCUCGUAGACCCUCCUCUACCCAAUGGUUUCUAUGGAAAUUGUUUCUUCCCAGUGACAACUACAGCCUCAUGUAAGUCACUUAGAAUAGCACCAAAUAUCAUUAAAGUGGUGAAGCUUAUCCAAGAAGCGAAGACCAAGUUACCUUCAGAGUUCGUUAAGUACUUGAAGGGUGAACAUAUAAAAGGUGAUGAUGAGUUUGAGGACCCGUUUGCACCAACACCGAAUUACGCCACACUGUUUAUGUCUGAGUAGGGGGGGUUGGGAUUCGACAAUGUGGACUAUCAGUGGGGUCCACCUGUUCAUGUAGUCCCCAUUCAAGGCUCUGUCAUUGUGCCAGCUGGCAUUGUGUGCUCGCUGCCUCUCCCAAACAGAGGGAUUUGUUUGGUUACAUGGUGUGUGGAGGAGGCACAUCGCCUUCCCUUCAUUGAUCAAAUUCAUGGUCUUAUAUAUAUAAGCAACUGUUAUAAUAAGAACUUCACCGUGCCAGAUUCUAAAAGUUCGUCUUUUUUACACAUAAGAACAAUAUUUUAUUAUAAUUCAAAGAUAACAAGUUGUGUCCGUCAGGAAACUAAAAUGCAGUUUCUGUUGUAUUUAUUGUUAUAUUUUCUUUUCAAAUAAAGUGUAUAUUUUAUAUGCA
This is a messenger RNA of Medicago truncatula (barrel medic), 1617 nucleotides long. RefSeq names its product acyl transferase 4. NCBI's taxonomy places the organism in Eukaryota, Viridiplantae, Streptophyta, Magnoliopsida, Fabales, Fabaceae. The record is from RefSeq and is a predicted model, not a curated record. The transcript has 2 exons.